AUGGAGGUCCGGUCGGCGAGCAGUUCGUCGCCUGCCCAGCAGCCCAAUAAUGGCAAACAACCUGCAUGUCUGAACUGCCGCCGGAGCAAGAUCCGCUGUAACCGGCCGGCGGGCCACUCGAGCUGCGAGAAGUGUCGACAGAGUAAUGCGGAUUGUAUUGUUCCCAGCCAUCAUUUGGGGAGGCAAAAGGGGGUGAAGAAUAAGCGCAAAGGCCUGGAGAAGGCUAUACACCAGAUUGAGCAGGCUAUUAAAAGGCCCAAAGUGGACUCGUCGAGUCCGGAUGAUGCCCAAAAAGCUAUCUCGGGACUUCAGGAGCUGCUGAGUCGAUUCCAGGGCCAGUUACAGGGUGAUUCGGAUGCAUUUGCAGAUGGCUCUGGUCGUGUGCGCGGUCUGCCGGAGGCGAUGGUAGAUGAGAGUCUUACUCUUGAUGAUGCGGAGAAUCCUCUACAGUUACUGGCCAGGGCUUCGGAUCUGCAACUGUCUCCCACGGGCGUUCGACAUGCCCAGAAGUCACCCAUGCCCCCGUCUGUUGCGCCGUCGACAGUACCACAGGAAAGUAAUGACUCGGGCGAGGUGAGUGCAAAAUCGUUCUUUGUACCUGCACAGGCGAACUUGGAUGUUGGACCGGACUUGGAUCCAGUAGAUCUGGGACUUGUCACGUUCGACGAGGCAGAGUCUUUGUUUUCUUUUUUCUACCAAAAUCUUGCACAUACGCGAUGGGGGCUGGAUCCCCUUGUACAUACGGCAUCCUUUGUGCGCUCGCAGUCGUCAUUUUUGUUUACCUCGAUCAUGUCAGGAGCGGCUCUUUUCUUGCCGUCUGCCGCUGCCCUAUCUACGAGAUUAUCUAGGCAUUGCAAAUGGCUAGCUAAGCGUGUGAUAACACAUCGAUACCGAUCGGUUGAAAUUGUACUGGCCUUCAUGGCCAAUGUACCAUGGAUGGCGCCCGGAGAACGGCUUGGAGAUGAUGAUACUUGUUCAUAUAUCGCCAUGGCACUGACAGUGGCACUGGACCUAUCCUUGAACAAAAUCGUCACCCCCUCGUCAAGCCUCGAAAAGGAAUCAUUAGGUAGAUUGGCUCGAGCUGAUUGCAUCGAUGCCAAGCGAGCCUUACACAUGGAUGGAUUCGAUGAUGUCAAUCCCAACUCCGAAUGGGGUCGUCGAUUACUCCGACGGCGAGAGAGAACAUGGAUUGCGCUAUUCGUGGUCGAACGAGGAGUCUGCCUUGCUCGCGGAAGAAGCUACACUGUCCCUCCAACAGCGCUCAUCGAGAACUGCGACGCCUGGCAUCGAUCCGACAUUGCCGAUCGACGCGACGGACCGAUGAACUCAAUGGCCGUUCUACGCCGCGACCUCGACGAGCUUUUCAGAAAAGUCAAAUCAAGCUGCGACAGCUAUCGCAUCGUCGACACCGGAUCCGAAGCUGCCCAGGCUAUCAAAACGACCAUCGAGAGUUUCUACGAGCGCUGGUUCGCAACAUGGGCACUAGCCAUCAGCGAGGGCGGUCCACGAUCUCUCCCGCCAUACGUCGAGAUUCUAGUCACACACACUCAACUAUCCACCUACGGCGGCGUCAUCAACCACCCCACAGCCCCCGUCGAAGUAAAACGGUUCUUCCGCGCAGCAGGACUCUCCUCUGCACUCAACGUCCUUCGAGCAGCUAUCCAAGGCGAAUCCCGCCUGAAAUCCAUGCCCAAUAACACCGUCAUCAUGAUCUCCUUCGCCGCAUGUUCCGCGCUUAGUCUAAGCGUGACACCAGGCGACAGCCGCUCAAGUCUAGCACCCAGCGUGAGAACCCUAAUCGAAGAAACAGCCGGCGUCCUUGAAAGAAUCGGCGCGACGCCAUCCCACCGUAAUGGCGCGUCAGUGUUAUACGGACGAUUCCUACGUGAACUUAUCCGCCGCGGACCAGCCAUGUCGAACUCACACCCUCGUCCUGAUACAAGAUCACUCGAUCUGCCAGACCCUGUCAUACCGAACACGUGUCUGAGUGAACAGGGUCCCUCGCUGACUGCGACACAACCCGUUCUCCCACCGGGAGAUCUGUGGACGGAACCGAUGCAGUUCUCGGCCAUGUCGGAUGAUCAGAUUAUCGAUGCGGUUAAUCGGGCUGGGAGUGCGUUUGGUGCGUCUAUACCGGAUGUACCCGUGGAUGAUAUGCUUAGUUGGGAUUGGCUUGAUUUUGCGAGUACUGAUUUUAAUUUUUGA
This is a messenger RNA of Penicillium subrubescens, 2205 nucleotides long. Its product is annotated as Zn(II)2Cys6 transcription factor. The record is from RefSeq and is a predicted model, not a curated record. The coding region runs from base 1 to 2205 and encodes 734 amino acids. The transcript has 3 exons. Gene Ontology annotation, molecular function: transcription cis-regulatory region binding; DNA-binding transcription factor activity, RNA polymerase II-specific; zinc ion binding. NCBI's taxonomy places the organism in Eukaryota, Fungi, Ascomycota, Eurotiomycetes, Eurotiales, Aspergillaceae. Gene Ontology annotation, cellular component: nucleus. Gene Ontology annotation, biological process: regulation of DNA-templated transcription.